Oryza sativa Japonica Group (Japanese rice) is the source of this 2194-nucleotide messenger RNA. Its product is annotated as protein DETOXIFICATION 16. Gene Ontology annotation, cellular component: membrane. The record is from RefSeq and is a predicted model, not a curated record. NCBI's taxonomy places the organism in Eukaryota, Viridiplantae, Streptophyta, Magnoliopsida, Poales, Poaceae. Gene Ontology annotation, biological process: xenobiotic detoxification by transmembrane export across the plasma membrane. Gene Ontology annotation, molecular function: antiporter activity; xenobiotic transmembrane transporter activity.
UAUCGUGUUCUUUCCUCAGCUUGUUUCGCCUUUUAGUCACGUUGAACUUGGCUGUCAAGUUAGUGUGCAUCGUUUCCUCGCAGUUUCCUCCAAUUAAUCGCAAAGCCCUUAUAAGGACUUGUCAGAUUAUUGACUGAUUUGCUGUUGCUCACAACCUUCAGUAAGUAGUUCACCUCAUCUGUAAUUGUAAACACACUCAUCUUUCUGUUUGAAGUUGAGAAGCAGAGCAAGAAGCUAAGCUUGGGGGGGCGUGGCCAUGGCGGCGCCACCAAGCAUGGAGGAGCCUCUUCUUGGAGGCGGCAAUGGCGAGGAGAAGAAAGGAGGGAGCUCGAGGCUAGCGGUGGUGGCCGAGGUGAGGAAGCAGCUGUACCUCGCCGGGCCGCUCAUCGCCGGGUGGCUGCUGCAGAACGUGGUGCAGAUGAUCUCCGUCAUGUUCGUCGGCCACCUCGGCGAGCUCGAGCUCUCCAGCGCCUCCAUCGCCACCUCCUUCGCCGGCGUCACCGGCUUCAGCCUCCUGGCUGGCAUGGCGAGCAGCCUGGACACGCUGUGCGGGCAGGCGUUCGGGGCGAAGCAGCACCGGCUCGUGGGCGUGUACAAGCAGCGCGCCAUGGUGGUGCUCGGCCUCGCCAGCGUGUGCGUCGCCGCGGUCUGGGCCUACACCGGCGAGCUCCUCCUGCUGUUCGGGCAGGACCCGGAGAUCGCGGCGGCGGCGGGGAGCUACAUCCGGUGGAUGAUCCCGGCGCUGCUGGCGUACGGGCCCCUGCAGUGCCACGUCCGGUUCCUGCAGACGCAGAACGCCGUGAUGCCGGUGAUGCUCAGCUCCGGCGCCGCCGCGGCGUGCCACCUGCCGGUGUGCUGGCUGCUGGUGUACGGCGCCGGGCUCGGCAGCAAGGGCGCCGCGCUCGCCAACGCCGUCGCCUACCUCGCCAACGCCGCCGCCCUGGCCGCCUACGUCAGGCUGUCGCCAGCGUGCCGGAGCACGUGGACGGGGUUCUCGUCGGAGGCGUUCCACGACUUGGUCGGCUUCAUGAGGCUCGCUGUUCCUUCUGCUCUCAUGGUCUGCUUGGAGUGGUGGUCGUUUGAGCUCCUUGUGCUGCUCUCCGGACUACUCCCAAAUCCGAAGCUGGAAGCAUCAGUAUUGUCCAUUUGCCUGAACUCGGGUUCCUUGGCAUUCAUGAUCCCUUUCGGCCUUGGUUCAGCCAUAAGCACCCGGGUCUCGAAUGAGCUCGGCGCCGGUCGACCCGAGGCGGCCCGUCUGGCCAGCCGUGUGGUGAUGGCGCUGGGUCUCGUCGUCGGCGUCGCGAUCGGGCUCGCCAUGAUCCUGGUGCGCCAUCUAUGGGGUUACGCGUACAGCAACGAGGAGGAGGUGGUCCAGUACGUCGCGAAGAUGAUGCCCAUUCUUGCCGUCUCGUUCCUCUUCGAUGACCUGCAGUGUGUUCUGUCAGGUGUUGCAAGAGGCUGUGGGUGGCAAAAGAUUGGUGCCAUUGUUAACCUUGGAGCGUACUACCUCGUCGGAAUUCCAGCGGCGCUGUGUUUCGCCUUCGUCUACCAUCUUGGUGGCAUGGGACUGUGGUUAGGGAUAAUGUGUGCACUCAUCGUUCAGAUGCUGUUGCUUCUAGCCAUAACAGUGUGCACUAAUUGGGAGAAAGAAGCUCUGAAGGCCAAGGAGAGAGUUUUCAGUUCGUCCUUGCCCGCAGACAUGACAUGAUAAUACAAUGUACACGAUCCAAGAACCAAGAUGAAGAUCGAUGGACGAUUUUGUUUGGCAAUAGUGGCCAAGAAAUUCUACGAGACAAUGGGAAAUUACAGCUUGAGAAAUUAAGACCGUCAUCUCUAUGUUUUGAUGACACAAUUAAUAGUCGCCAAAACAAGGAACUAUCUGCAAGGAAGAGUUCAGACAGCGAGAAAUCUGCUUUUGGUGGAUUUUUUGUCAGACGAAGAAAUAAAAUGUUAUGGACUAGAGACGCUGCAUUGGAUACAAUAAUGAAUUGAAAUGUUCAGUUAACUAUAUGUAAUGGAUGUUAGGAUUUCGACAAUGACACUAUUUUGGCUCUACUAUUGAUUAGAUGAUUAAUUAUAUUGUAAGUAUUAUGUGACAUGCGCCAUUGAGUCAUGAUUCAUGAUACCUUUUCUCCUAAACGAAAUACAUCUUCUUUUGCUUGUAAAUAUGCAAAUAUAAAGUUUUUUUUUUCUA